AUGACAACAGUUCCAACAACAACACCACCACCAGGAACAACAACAAUCACACGCUCUUCGUAUCACCUAAUUGGAUCUUCUGUUCAAAGAGAUCAGCUUCGCGAUUGGCAAGAUAGAGAGUAUGAAGAAAGUCUUCGAGCUGAUCAAGCGAGGGAAGCAGAGAUUCUAAGACAACAGCGACGGGCUCGAGAGGAAGACUUGUUUUCAUCAUCUAUAAGACAGCGUGUUUCUGUUUUGCGGCCGUGGCUAGCUACUAUGUGCCAAGCGUAUAUACUCCCGGACUCCCAGUCGUCUCAACUUGGCUCUACUAUCCGGUUUAGACUACCUAACGGUAGUUCUCACAACCAAACAUUUAGAUCUGCUACUCCGCUUAAUGUGCUGUACAUGUAUGCUGGUACUAUUCCAGACAUUUUCGAUCCCGAAGCUGUACGACUUCUGAACACCUCUUUUUUCCCUCCAGCAGUACUUCUUCCCAAUCCCACCAACACCUUCGAAAGUUGCAGACUAGCCCCUUCGGCUAAUGUUUUAAUUGAAAAUCUAGAACUUGAGUCUCAGGAGCAAUGUCUUCUUGAUUACUCCACAACUGCAGGGUGUCCCGUAACUACGACUAGGCCAAGACUAGCAUGUGAAGUUGAGCCGCAGCAUUCUCCACCUCUAGUCACUGUUGCAGUUGCCUCAAACAUUACAAGUUGUUCUGAAAGUCCAAACCAUACUCCAGACAGUGAUGAUGAAACGUUGGAUGUCAUUUCUCUCCGUUCUACGCCUCCUCCUGCCAGCUCGCCAGGCGCGAAUUCAUUGUACCAACCUAUAUCUCCUGAUAUCCACGAUGAAGUAACCAAUUCUGAAGCAGAACCAGAAACGUGGAUUGAGGUUCGGCGAUCAGUUUUGGUAGAAGAUCUUAUUCGUCGUUUUCAAGAUAUCACCGAUGUUACCAGCAGGCGUGUUAGCAUAAACGUGAGUGGAGAGUCUGCAGUGGAUGUAGACGGGGUUUUUCGUGAUGUACUGACGGUGUUUUGGGAUGAGGUAAUGGAUAGAAAGUUUGACGGAGAGAUGGAGAGAGUUCCCGUCGUCGACCCCAAUACGACUAAAGAAGAAUUUGUUGCAAUCGGGCGCAUUCUGGCUUCAGGUCUUAAACAGGUUGGGUUUUUUCCACUAAAGUUUUGUAGGGCAACGGUAGUAUCGGGACUCAUCGGAGAACAAGUAACUGAUGACUGCCUAGUUACAUCUUUUUUCAACUACCUGUCGGAAACUGAAAAAGAACUUAUUCGUCAGGCAGAAAGGAUGGAUGUUCUCGACGACGGCACUCAAGAAGAACUUAUCGAUCUAUUCAGUCGGUUCGGCGUAAAGCAACUGCCCACAGCUGAAAAUCUUCGCGACAUUGUACGACGAGUUGCUCAUUCUGAACUGAUGGCAAAGCCAGCCUUUGCCAUGGAAGCAAUAAAGAACGGCGCGGCCUCUUGCCUACCAUCAACUAGAUGGUACGAGGAAAAAUUGGCAGAACUUACACCAUCUGCAAGAAAGGUGGCCACUCUAAUAGCAGAGCCAGACGCCAUGUCUGCUAGUCAGCAGGCUGUCUAUAACUUCCUGCUCAGAUACAUCCGAAGUCUGAAUGCAGAGAUGCUAGGACGCUUUUUGCGCUUUUCAACUGGGAGCAGUGUUGUGACGGUCGAUAUCAUAAAGGUCGAUUUCAAUGCAUUGACCGGACUCUCUCGCCGCAUCACAUCACACACAUGCAAUCCAUGCUUGCACUUACCCACUACAUACUCAAGUUACACCGAUUUUCGCGCAGAGUUUAACAGCAUACUGACUGAAAAUCAGUGGACAAUGAACUUUGUAUAGAGAACAUUUGCGAGUAUAGAGAACAUUUGCGCGUAACUGCUGACGUUGUCAGAUCUUAAACGUUCAUUACGUAUGUAGUGUAGUUGGCUAUUUCAAACGUUGUUGUGUCGAUUGGCACUUGAUUGUAUUUCAUGACGACUUAAUAAAUGA
This is a messenger RNA of Corticium candelabrum, 1989 nucleotides long. RefSeq lists its product as uncharacterized. The transcript has 6 exons. The record is from RefSeq and is a predicted model, not a curated record. Gene Ontology annotation, molecular function: ubiquitin-protein transferase activity; protein binding. Bases 1 to 1839 code for a protein of 612 amino acids. Lineage: Eukaryota; Metazoa; Porifera; Homoscleromorpha; Homosclerophorida; Plakinidae.